UCCCUCACCAAGCGCCAGCGCCAGAUCAUCCAAGCCUACGCAGACGACGUGGAGGGCCGCACACCCGACCUCUCCUUCCUCGACUCGAGCGCGAGGGCGGGCACGACGCCACCGCCCCACCCCGACAAGUUCAGCGACGGGGCGCCGCGCUCGCCGCCGCCUCCGCCUUCGCCGAAGACGGAGAAGCAGGAAAAGGCCAAGGCCGAAGACGUGCCGUUCGUCGAUCCGGCGCAGCACGAGGGCGUGGGCGACAAGGUCGCGCAUGCGAUCGGCGGCGCGAUCGGGUGGGCGGAGCGGCUGUUCGGGCGGCUGACGCGGGAGAAGGGCGACAAGGACAAGGACAAGUAG
Molecule: messenger RNA, 348 nt
Organism: Cutaneotrichosporon oleaginosum
Lineage: Eukaryota; Fungi; Basidiomycota; Tremellomycetes; Trichosporonales; Trichosporonaceae
Source: RefSeq, a predicted model, not a curated record